AUGAAAUACGCACAAUACCUUUUCCUGGCAUCAAUCCUCUCCACGGUUGAAUACAGCCUAGCUCAGACCUGUGCAGUGGACUCUUUCUCUGUGAAAGACAAUUUUGAUCCAAAAAGGUACGCAGGGAAAUGGUAUGCCUUGGCCAAGAAGGAUCCAGAAGGCCUUUUCCUUCAGGAUAACAUCUCUGCUGAAUACACUGUUGAGGAAGAUGGCACAAUGACAGCUUCUUCCAAGGGCCGGGUGAAGCUUUUUGGGUUCUGGGUAAUCUGUGCUGACAUGGCUGCUCAGUACACAGUGCCAGACCCGACCACUCCUGCAAAGAUGUACAUGACGUACCAGGGCCUGGCGAGCUAUCUGUCAAGUGGUGGGGACAACUACUGGGUGAUUGACACCGACUAUGAUAACUACGCCAUUACUUACGCCUGCCGCAGCCUGAAGGAGGACGGCUCCUGUGAUGAUGGCUACUCCCUGAUCUUCUCUCGCAACCCCCGUGGCCUGCCCCCCGCCAUCCAGCGCAUCGUGCGCCAGAAGCAGGAGGAGAUCUGCAUGUCUGGCCAGUUCCAGCCUGUGCUGCAGUCAGGAGCCUGCUAAGAGUAUAUUUCUGAUUCUACCCCUAAGCACAGAAGCCAGACCUCUUGGUAUUGAAGCUGCCACUCAGCUAAUAAAUCAUAGUAGUGUGUUUUCUCUGAAA
Molecule: messenger RNA, 691 nt
Organism: Lagopus leucura (white-tailed ptarmigan)
Lineage: Eukaryota; Metazoa; Chordata; Aves; Galliformes; Phasianidae
Product: purpurin
Exons: 5
Coding region: 1-591 (196 amino acids)
Molecular function (GO): retinoid binding; retinol transmembrane transporter activity
Source: RefSeq, a predicted model, not a curated record